This is a messenger RNA of Fundulus heteroclitus (mummichog), 1515 nucleotides long. RefSeq lists its product as uncharacterized. The record is from RefSeq and is a predicted model, not a curated record. The coding region runs from base 556 to 1515 and encodes 319 amino acids. The transcript has 4 exons. Lineage: Eukaryota; Metazoa; Chordata; Actinopteri; Cyprinodontiformes; Fundulidae.
GAAUGAGCGACGUACUCUCCACUUUAAGUGUUUUAUCAAAUAAGUAGUAGAUGGCAAAUUGGAAUGACAUUGUUUCCUCCUAACCGUAGUCUAUCCUAACCUGCCAACCUGCUUUCACGCGAGUGACGCCGCCGCUCAGAUGGAUGCAACGGAUGAGAACGGCCGCAGCUCUGAUUGGCUGAAAGUGAAAAGCGAUGCAGUUCAUUGUUGCUAUUCCAAAUCAUCAUGCCAGCAAAACGAAAACUGAAGAGACAUUUGAAUUCUGACGAGAGUCAACCAGAGAUAGGGACUCCAAGAACAACAAAAUAUAGAAGACUUCAACCGAACCAGAAACAGAGAAAAUUGUUCUACAAGAGAUUUCUUUGUACAUCUUCAGUUCCAAGAACAUCCCUUUACAGAAGACAAGUUACUGAAAAGGUAAGUUCAGGAGAAAGAAUUAUUAUCUAGUAAAUGUAGCUAUUUUUAUAUCCCAAUGUUCAACUAUUUGUUUUAGACCACCAAAGCUGCAUUUAAUUGCUCUACAUUUGUCUCAGACUUGUCUUGCAGAUCAUAGUAAUGCAGAUUACCAAGAAGUGGAUGGAGAGAGACAGGAGGACAGAGAGGAAGAUGGUGGAAGUGGACAAGAGGACAGAGAAGAAGAUGAUGGAAGUGGACAAGAGGACAGAGAAGAAGAUGAUGGAAGUGGACAUGACGACAGAGAGGAGGAGGAUGAUGGAAGUGGACAAGAGGACAGAGAAGAAGAUGAUGGAAGUGGACAAGAGGACAGAGAAGAAGAUGAUGGAAGUGGACAAGAGGACAGAGAAGAUGAUAGUGGAAGUGGACAUGACGACAGAGAGGAGGAUGAUGGAAGUGGACAUGACGACAGAGAGGAGAAUGAUGGAAGUGGACAAGAGGACAGAGAAGAAGAUGAUGGAAGUGGACAUGACGACAGAGAGGAGGAUGAUGGAAGUGGACAAGAGGACAGAGAAGAAGAUGAUGGAAGUGGACAUGACGACAGAGAGGAGGAUGAUGGAAGUGGACAAGAGGACAGAGAGGAGGAUGAUGGAAGUGGACAUGACGACAGAGAGGAGCAUGAUGGAAGUGGACAAGAGGACAGAGAAGAAGACGAUGGAAGUGGACAAGAGGACAGAGAAGAAGAUAGUGGAAGUGGACAUGACGACAAAGAGGAGGAUGAUGGAAGUGGACAUGACGACAGAGAGGAGAAUGAUGGAAGUGGACAGGAGGACAGAGAAGAAGAUGAUGGAAGUGGACAUGACGACAGAGAGGAGGAUGAUGGAAGUGGACAAGAGGACAGAGAAGAAGAUGAUGGAAGUGGACAUGACGACAGAGAGGAGGAUGAUGGAAGUGGACAAGAGGACAGAGAGGAGGAUGAUGGAAGUGGACAUGACGACAGAGAGGAGCUUGAUGGAGGUGGACAAGAGGACAGAGAAGAAUAUGAUGGAAGUGGACAUGACGACAGAGAGGAGGAUGAUGGAAGUGGACAAGAGGACAGAGAGGAAGAUGGUGGAAGUAUGA